Messenger RNA from Rotaria sordida, 598 nucleotides. NCBI's taxonomy places the organism in Eukaryota, Metazoa, Rotifera, Eurotatoria, Philodinida, Philodinidae. The record is from the annotation of a GenBank genome assembly.
AUGAAAGAAAAUAAGAAGAUUUUAGCACCUGAUUAUAUUUUAUGUUCAAAAACAACAGAAAAUCGUCUUAUACCAGAAAUAAUCAAAGCUUGGCAAUCAUUCUAUACAGAUAAUCCAAUUAAUUCGGAUUCAUAUUGUCAUAUUGUUAAUGAACGACAUUUUGAACGUGUAAAAAAAUUAAUUGAUACAACAAAAGUUGUUUAUGGUGAAGAAACAGAUGCUAAACAAAAUUAUAUUGCACCAACAAUCAUGACAAAUGUCAAUAUAGCUGGUAAAGUAAUGCAAGAAGAAAUUUUUGGACCAAUUCUUCCAAUAAUAACAGUUAAUAAUGAACAUGAAGCUAUUGAUUUGAUUAAUACUCGACCAAAACCAUUAGCUCUUUAUGUAUUUACAUCAAAUAAAAAUUUAGCUAAUACAAUUAUUAAUUCAACAAGUUCAGGUUCAACUUGUAUUAAUGAUGUUAUCUUUCAAAUAGCUGCACCAUGUUUACCAUUUGGUGGUGUUGGUGAAAGUGGUCUUGGAAAUUAUCAUGGCAAAUAUUCAUUUGAUACAUUUAGUCAUCAUCGUUCAGUUGCUUAUUCACCUACAUGGUCGGAAU